UCACAUCCGCUGUCAGACAAUAACAACAAGACUGCCAGUGGAGAGCUUGGAGGUUGUACAGUAAGCCACUUGCCAGUGCUGAAAGAAUGUUUUAGGUGGGUCAAACCGUUUUAAUUCUCAGGUGGUCAACGGGCAACGUGUUGAAGUUGGAUCUUGUUUUUGGAUGCCUGGGUUUAUUGGCAAGAAUGAAUACUGUAUUUUUAAUUUUUCAUCUAGUCAUUCUAGCAGGUGCUGCCUGGGCCUCCUCUGACGAAACACAACUGGUCAAAAAACUCUUCACUGGCUACAAUAAGGUUGUCCGACCUGUCAAUCACUUCAAGGACCCGGUGGUUGUUACUGUAGGCCUUCAGCUCAUCCAGCUCAUCAGUGUGGAUGAAGUCAACCAGAUCGUCAGCAGCAACGUGCGACUGAAACAGCAAUGGAAAGAUGUGAACUUGCAGUGGAAACCAGAGGAUUAUGGUGGCAUCAAAAAGAUCAGAGUUCCCUCCACUGACAUUUGGCGGCCUGAUCUGGUUCUCUACAACAACGCUGACGGUGACUUUGCCAUCGUUCAUGAGACCAAAGUGCUGCUGGAGUACACAGGAAUGAUCACGUGGAACCCACCUGCCAUCUUCAAGAGCUACUGUGAAAUUAUUGUGCUGCAUUUCCCCUUUGACCUCCAGAACUGCAGUAUGAAGCUGGGUACCUGGACCUACGAUGGAAACCUGGUCGUCGUCAAUCCUGACAGUGACCGCCCUGAUCUGAGUAACUUUAUGGAAAGUGGAGAGUGGGUGAUGAAGGAUUUCCGUGGCUGGAAGCACUGGGUGUACUACGCUUGCUGCCCGGACACCCCUUACCUGGACAUCACCUACCACUUCCUCAUGCUGCGGCUCCCACUGUACUUCAUUGUCAACGUCAUCAUCCCCUGCAUGCUCUUCUCCUUCCUGACUGGCCUCGUCUUCUAUCUUCCUACAGACUCUGGUGAGAAGAUGACUCUCAGCAUCUCUGUCUUGCUGUCUCUGACUGUGUUCCUGCUGGUUAUUGUGGAGCUGAUCCCGUCUACCUCCAGCGCUGUACCACUCAUUGGGAAGUACAUGCUCUUCACCAUGGUCUUUGUCAUUGCGUCCAUCAUCAUCACUGUCAUUGUCAUCAACACCCACCACCGCUCCCCAAGCACUCACACAAUGCCAGACUGGGUCCGCAAGGUUUUUAUUGAAACCAUUCCCAACAUCAUGUUCUUCUCAACAAUGAAACGCCCAGGAAAGGAAAAGCAGAGUAAAAGUAUCUAUGGUGCAGAUUUUGACAUCUCAGACAUCUCUGGCAACCAGACCUCAUCUGUCCCCUACCAGUCACCCAUCACCAAGAACCCUGAUGUCCGCAGUGCCAUUGAAGGAGUCAAGUACAUUGCAGAAACCAUGAAAUCAGAUGAGGAAUCCAACAAUGCUGCUGAAGAGUGGAAGUUUGUGGCCAUGGUGUUGGAUCAUAUCUUGCUUUGUGUGUUCAUGGCUGUGUGUCUCAUCGGCACAUUAGGCGUGUUUGCAGGCCGUCUCAUUGAGCUGAGUAUGCUGUAAAGGCCGGUUUAACCUCUCAGAUGACUUUGUUGUUCAAUUGGAAACGUAUUACCUGUUUGCUGUAUGCCCUGCAGCAUUGCCAGUCUACACUGCAUCUCUGAUUGUUUUGCUGUUUGGUGUUUGAAGAAUGGUCCUAUUUGUGUAUGUAUAAGAACAAGUUGUACAAGUAUACAGUAUCUUCAGCAUAGUUAACAGACCAUUGUUGUUUUCAUUUUAGGGAAUAUAUGUGUGAAAUUGAAAUGUUGAAUUACUUCAAAAGAAAAUUAUUAUUUUUUUGGAACAUUGUACAAUAUUCCUUGAUAUGUUUAUAGGGAACAACUGAAUAAAUGUGGGUUUUUUUCAGUUUUCAUGAUGACUGUUUUAGAAGUGCAGUCUUGCUCAGUGUCCUUAUGUCUUUCUGAUGCCUGUGACUUUGGCAAACUGUUGUACAUUUUAAAAUAUUUCAUAAAAUCUAAAGGUGUAAAAUGUUAAAGCAGAAAAGUGAAUAGGUAGACUACAAUACAAUCCAACAUGAACUUUGAUAUGUUGUCUUAACUUUUGGAUGAUAUUUUCUUUAAGAUACUUUUACACUUGCCCCUGAUUUGUAUGGACAAGCGGCCUUUAUAGCCUUUAUAGUUGUAAAUUUGUAUUUCCACGCUAUGCAACUUUAUGCUUACACACCUCAGAGGCAACGGUUGUACUUUUUACUCCUACAUUUGUCGGACAACUUUAUUACAAGUUUCUUUUCAGAUUUCAGUUUUUCAUACUCUUCCUGUCCCGGUGAAAAACAUGUAUCCCCAAAGUGGUGAUUUUUAAUAUUUCUGAUAAUAUAACAAAAGCAUUAAGUGUUCCUUUAUGGGUUGAAUUAUCCUACCUCUUAAACCAAAUAAACUAAGAAUAAAUCUUG
Messenger RNA from Dicentrarchus labrax (European seabass), 2436 nucleotides. RefSeq names its product acetylcholine receptor subunit alpha. Gene Ontology annotation, molecular function: transmembrane signaling receptor activity; acetylcholine-gated monoatomic cation-selective channel activity. The record is from RefSeq and is a predicted model, not a curated record. Gene Ontology annotation, biological process: signal transduction; chemical synaptic transmission; nervous system process. Bases 186 to 1550 code for a protein of 454 amino acids. Lineage: Eukaryota; Metazoa; Chordata; Actinopteri; Moronidae. Gene Ontology annotation, cellular component: postsynaptic membrane; neuron projection; synapse. The transcript has 9 exons.